Molecule: messenger RNA, 735 nt
Organism: Didymodactylos carnosus
Lineage: Eukaryota; Metazoa; Rotifera; Eurotatoria; Philodinida; Philodinidae
Source: the annotation of a GenBank genome assembly
AUGAAUCAAUCAUUUUUUAUCAUUUCCAUUUUAAUUUGUUGCUCUUACGGGGCGGAUGAUCCGUGCAAAUAUACGGCAAAACAAGGAACGAUUGAUCUUACGUCAGUUGGAUUUAGUAAUGGUGAACCGGCAUUUAAAGACGCUAUUGCAGUCGAGCACGCAGAUGGUUACAUGUACAGUUUUAAUCCGUGUAAACCUUUUAGUGAAGAAUCAUGUCAUAAUGUGGCUGGUUGUCAAGUUUCUAAAGAUUUAAAAUUGUCGUUUACCAUCGGAAUGCAUGAUACCGUAUCGUGGGUUCCGGGAGUUUUGGGAGGAAUUCCAUCGUUGAAAUAUACAGCUCCUGGGAAAAGUUUAACUGUUGACUUAAAAUGUGUUAAUGAUGGCAGUCCAGAUCAAAUACAUGUAAGUGGAGAAACAAGUAUGAACAAUUAUGAACUAACAUUAUCCACUAAAUGUGCCUGUUGGAAUGUUUGCAAAAAAGGUCCUGGUCCAGGUCCCGGCAAGAAAAAAGGUUUAAGUGGUGGUGCAGUAGUAAUCAUCAUUACUAUUUGUUUGCUUUUUGUAUACAUUGUCGGAACGAUUUCAUAUAACAAAUUUCAUUUAAAGCAAACUGGUGUCGAACUUAUACCACAUCGAACAUUCUGGAUAGCAUUACCCGGUUAUGCGAAGGAUGGUGUGGUUCAUUCAUACAAAACUAUACGAGGCGGCAAAGGAACUGGCUAUCAAUCAGUGUAA